Molecule: messenger RNA, 831 nt
Organism: Nymphaea colorata (pocket water lily)
Lineage: Eukaryota; Viridiplantae; Streptophyta; Magnoliopsida; Nymphaeales; Nymphaeaceae
Exons: 6
Coding region: 1-831 (276 amino acids)
Biological process (GO): translation
Molecular function (GO): GTP binding; GTPase activity
Source: RefSeq, a predicted model, not a curated record
AUGAAGAGACUUCUGCACAUUUUGGGGUGGAUCUCUCAGAAGGAUAUGCACAAGUAUGAGAAGGAAGCCAAACAGCAGGGGAAAGGCUCAUUUGCCUACGCAUGGGCAUUAGAUGAAAGCGUUGAGGAAAGGGAAAGAGGAAUAACUAUGGCUGUUGCAGUUGCUCGUUUUGAAUCAAGGAAAUUUCAUGUUGUUAUGCUUGAUUCACCAGGGCUUAAAGAUUUUGUCGCAAAUGUGAUAUCUGGUGCUACACAAACAGAUGCUGAUCAUGCUGUGAUACUUGUUGUCGAUGCAUCUAUUGGUUCUUUGAGCAUUCUUAUAUCUGCAGAUGAUGAUGAAGAUGUGCAUUGUUAUAUCACAGAUGAUGGUGAAGAAGACGUGGUAAUAGAGCUUCACAGGGACCUGGAUGCUGUAACUUUGCAAAUGAAGGAGGAACUUGAAUUUGCAAGGGAGAAAAUUCAUAAAUCUCAACUUGAAUUGGAGCGCUUCAGACCAAAGGAGACUGAAUUGAUGGCCACAAUUGCUGAGCUAGAAGAGAAAGUGUCACAGUCAUCCAAAACCAUGAGUAAAUUUGAAGAUCAAAAGGGAAAAAAAGAUGAAAUUGAUGCUCUACAUGAAGAUAUUGAGAAGAAUUGCAAGCCUGUGGAAUCAUUGGUGAUCCAAAUAAGGCUGCUCCGUGUUCAGUUGGUUGGGAACAUUGUGCAGGUGCAGUCAUCAUUUAGUGCUGUUGAGUGCUCUCUUGCUGAAGCCAAAAAGCAGUAUGAGAUGAUGCUGGAAGCCAAACAGUUUAGAGUCAAUGAGGCACUUAAAGGAGAUUUCUCAAAGAAAUGA